Molecule: messenger RNA, 6849 nt
Organism: Pan troglodytes (chimpanzee)
Lineage: Eukaryota; Metazoa; Chordata; Mammalia; Primates; Hominidae
Gene: GRID2
Product: glutamate ionotropic receptor delta type subunit 2
Exons: 18
Coding region: 1531-4776 (1081 amino acids)
Biological process (GO): monoatomic ion transport
Cellular component (GO): membrane
Molecular function (GO): ligand-gated monoatomic ion channel activity; signaling receptor activity
Source: RefSeq, a predicted model, not a curated record
AGUUCCGGUAAGUCCUGAGCAGGCGCCCGUCCUUGCUCCACAGGGCGGUCUGGAUGUGCUCGUCAGUGGGCAGGUCGGUCAAUUUGCCCAGGGCGGCCUCUGCCGGCUUCCCCUGGAGUAUCUUAGAAGCAACUCUCUUCACGUCUUCCGGCUUCUCGUUGCGGAUGAACGUGCACAGCUCCUGCGGCAGCUUUCUGGAGCGAGUGGCCAGCACCUGCCUCCCCACAUCCUCGAAGAUCACAGGCCUGGACUCCAGGUUCAUCAUGAGCAUGGACGUCAGCUGCGUCUUGGCUCGUUCCCGCUCCACCGCGUCCACGGUUCCGCCCAUUAAAAUAAACUCCUUUGUGAUGAUUUCUACCAUUUCUGGAACCUGCCUUGGGUCGGCGAUGGCAAGGAUGCACAGGAGGCCAGUGUCCUCGUAGCUGAGGUAGUAGGAGGUCGCGUUAUAUAUCCAGUGGUGCCUGCUGAGCACAUCGAGGUAGAGCCUGGAGAAUAUGCCCUUGCCGGGCCCGCCAGCCGAGAAGGAGCCGCCUCCGCCCAUCAUCAUGUUCAACAAAGCGAAGGGGAUGAAGUCCUCCUCCAGGAAGGAGCAGCUCUCCAGUCCGAUCCCCCAUCGGGGAUGGGGGUCGGGCCCAGGCUGACGUCUCUUUCUAGCUUGGCAAUCCCCCCAGUGUACUGGGCCACUGUCAACAUCCACGGCCUCCGCGCUCCCUCAGGCCGCCUGGACCCCCAGGAGGUACUUCCGGGCACAUUCCACCAGGUGCUCGUCCUCCACACUCACGCCAGCCAGUACCACGCAGUCGGGGGUGUAGUAGUUCCGCAGGUAGGAAUGCAGCACUUCCCGAUUGAUCUUUGCUAUGUUUUCUGUGGGACAGAAACGGUGGAGGCCAACUGUGGUGCCUGUUGAGCACGUUGAGGUAGAGCCUGUAAGCCGCUUCAUGAAUCAUCUUGGUGAGGAGUGGCUCUGGGUCAGGCUGCAUGUUCAGGUCCUCCAGCUCAAACUGGACCGCCAUUCGCAUCAUCUCGACUUCUUCAUCUGUUAGCUGGGGCUGCAGAACCGCAUCAGCCAGUAAGCCGAACACCGUGUCCAAGCCUUUACUAUCAGCAGACACAGCAUACAUGGUGGUGUCACUUGAUGUCUGGCAGUCACAAAUACCUCCAUGCUUUUCCAACGUAAGCAGUAUUUCAUCUUUGCUGUUAAAUCGAGCAGUAGAAGAAAAUGCCAAUUUUUCCAAAAAGUGAGCAAUUCCACUAAGAUAAAAGCUGUAUGACUUGUGUGGAGUAGCCUAUAGAAAUUAGCUUGGCUGAAGCACUACAGUGAGAAUCUAUGUUUGGCUGAGAAUAACCUUGGAUUAUAUCCUAUGUGCAAGCUAACUUGUUUAGUCAUGGAUGCUGGCAAAAGAUAUGAGGCUUGGGUCAGAAACAAAGGAACUUCUUACUCUCAUGACAUAGCAAGCAGUUUAAGCUUUGUACUUACUUUGGAUUGCUCUGUUUAUCUCCAAGCACCACUAACAUAAUUAGAAUGGCCCAAUGCAGGAAAUUUGUGUUAUACAGUCAACGAACCCUGAAUCUGAGAAACCUCAACUUUGCCCGAGAGAGAGACAUUGUCCUUACUAUUCUCAACAACAGACAAACCUGCCUCUCCUCCAAAUGGAAAUACAAUCUUUAUUAUGUUUCAAGGCUGUUUGCUAUACAAAUAUCUUUGAAAAGAUAGUCUGGAACGAAAGCUGUCAAUGCUUCUGCUCAGAAAACAUAUGGAAACCCAACAUUCAUAAAGAGUUGUCUCCAACAGGAGCAAUUUUUGAUGAAUCUGCCAAAAAGGAUGAUGAGGUAUUUCGCACUGCGGUUGGUGACCUUAACCAGAAUGAGGAGAUCUUACAGACUGAGAAAAUCACAUUUUCAGUGACGUUUGUUGAUGGCAACAACCCUUUCCAAGCAGUUCAAGAAGCCUGUGAACUUAUGAAUCAAGGCAUCUUGGCCCUGGUCAGCUCCAUUGGCUGCACGUCAGCAGGAUCCCUCCAGUCUUUGGCAGACGCCAUGCAUAUCCCCCACCUCUUCAUUCAGCGCUCAACAGCUGGGACCCCAAGGAGUGGCUGUGGACUCACCCGGAGCAACAGGAAUGAUGACUACACUCUCUCAGUUCGCCCACCUGUCUACUUGCAUGAUGUUAUCCUAAGAGUGGUCACAGAGUAUGCCUGGCAGAAAUUCAUUAUAUUCUAUGAUAGUGAAUACGAUAUCCGUGGAAUACAGGAGUUCUUGGACAAAGUGUCUCAGCAGGGAAUGGAUGUUGCACUUCAGAAGGUAGAAAACAACAUCAAUAAAAUGAUCACCACUCUCUUUGACACCAUGAGAAUAGAAGAACUGAAUCGCUAUCGAGACACUCUUAGGCGAGCGAUCCUUGUUAUGAAUCCUGCUACAGCCAAAUCCUUCAUUACUGAGGUUGUGGAGACUAAUUUGGUUGCUUUUGACUGUCACUGGAUCAUUAUAAAUGAGGAAAUAAACGACGUGGACGUACAGGAACUUGUAAGAAGGUCAAUUGGAAGGUUAACGAUUAUUCGGCAGACAUUUCCAGUUCCCCAGAACAUAAGUCAGCGGUGUUUCCGUGGCAACCAUCGAAUAUCUUCAACAUUGUGUGAUCCAAAGGAUCCAUUUGCUCAGAAUAUGGAGAUUUCCAACCUUUACAUAUAUGACACGGUGCUUCUGCUUGCUAAUGCUUUUCAUAAGAAGCUGGAGGACCGAAAGUGGCACAGCAUGGCAAGUCUGUCAUGUAUCAGAAAGAACUCAAAGCCCUGGCAGGGUGGGCGCUCCAUGUUGGAGACCAUCAAGAAGGGUGGAGUUAGUGGGUUGACUGGAGAGCUAGAAUUUGGAGAAAAUGGAGGCAAUCCCAAUGUUCACUUUGAAAUCCUUGGAACCAACUAUGGAGAAGAGCUUGGCAGAGGUGUUCGCAAAAAUGAAAGAAUCAGACCACAGGGCUCUACUGGGAAAAUCUGGCCCCAGCUUGGGUGCUGGAAUCCUGUCACAGGUCUGAAUGGGUCACUGACUGACAAGAAAUUGGAGAAUAACAUGCGUGGAGUGGUUCUACGUGUAGUAACUGUUCUGGAAGAACCUUUUGUGAUGGUCUCUGAAAAUGUCUUGGGUAAGCCGAAGAAAUACCAGGGCUUCUCCAUUGAUGUUUUGGAUGCCUUAUCUAACUACCUGGGUUUUAACUACGAAAUUUACGUAGCACCGGAUCACAAAUAUGGAAGCCCACAAGAAGAUGGGACAUGGAAUGGCUUGGUAGGAGAACUUGUCUUUAAGAGAGCCGACAUAGGGAUUUCUGCUUUAACCAUCACUCCAGAUCGUGAAAAUGUGGUGGACUUUACAACACGUUACAUGGACUACUCAGUGGGGGUACUACUUCGAAGGGCUGAAAAGACAGUGGAUAUGUUUGCCUGUCUUGCACCAUUUGAUCUCUCUCUAUGGGCUUGCAUUGCUGGCACAGUCCUUCUGGUGGGUCUACUGGUCUACCUCUUGAACUGGCUUAAUCCCCCACGAUUACAAAUGGGAUCAAUGACGUCUACUACUCUCUACAACUCCAUGUGGUUUGUGUAUGGAUCUUUUGUACAACAAGGCGGGGAGGUCCCGUACACGACUCUGGCUACCCGAAUGAUGAUGGGGGCUUGGUGGCUAUUUGCUUUGAUUGUUAUCUCAUCUUACACGGCAAACCUCGCUGCUUUCCUCACUAUUACACGCAUUGAAAGUUCCAUCCAGUCUCUCCAGGACCUUUCCAAGCAAACAGAAAUCCCUUAUGGCACAGUCCUAGACUCUGCAGUAUAUGAGCAUGUCCGCAUGAAAGGACUGAAUCCUUUUGAGAGGGACAGCAUGUAUUCCCAAAUGUGGCGGAUGAUCAACCGAAGCAAUGGAUCGGAGAACAAUGUUCUGGAGUCCCAAGCAGGCAUUCAAAAGGUAAAAUAUGGAAAUUAUGCUUUCGUAUGGGAUGCAGCUGUAUUGGAAUAUGUGGCUAUCAAUGACCCAGAUUGUUCCUUUUACACCAUUGGAAAUACUGUUGCUGAUCGGGGAUAUGGAAUUGCAUUACAACAUGGCAGUCCUUACCGAGAUGUUUUUUCACAAAGGAUCCUGGAGCUUCAGCAGAAUGGUGACAUGGACAUCCUGAAGCACAAAUGGUGGCCUAAGAAUGGCCAGUGUGACCUGUACUCGUCAGUGGACACAAAGCAGAAAGGAGGCGCCCUGGACAUAAAGAGCUUUGCAGGGGUCUUUUGUAUCCUGGCUGCUGGAAUUGUCCUCUCCUGCUUCAUAGCCAUGCUGGAGACGUGGUGGAACAAGAGGAAAGGCUCCCGGGUUCCGUCAAAAGAGGAUGACAAGGAAAUUGACCUGGAGCACCUCCAUAGACGUGUAAAUAGCUUGUGCACAGAUGACGACAGCCCCCAUAAACAGUUUUCCACCUCGUCAAUUGAUUUGACCCCUCUGGACAUUGACACUUUGCCAACACGACAAGCACUGGAGCAAAUCAGUGAUUUCAGGAACACUCAUAUUACCACAACAACCUUUAUCCCAGAGCAGAUCCAGACUCUUAGCCGCACACUGUCAGCUAAAGCUGCUUCUGGUUUCACUUUUGGCAACGUGCCUGAGCACCGAACUGGCCCUUUUAGGCACAGGGCACCUAAUGGGGGCUUUUUCAGGAGUCCUAUAAAAACAAUGUCAUCUAUUCCUUAUCAACCAACUCCUACCCUGGGGCUCAAUCUGGGUAAUGAUCCAGACCGAGGCACCUCCAUAUGAGCAUCAAACAAAUCUCUUCACUGUUUCUUUUUUAGGACUCCCUUUGCAAGGAGCAACUGUAAUAUUGUGGGACUAACAUGGAUGUAACGUUUAAAAAAAAGAUCAGGAUUAUUAGUAACAAUUCUAGUUUUUUCCUCCCACCUUCUCCCUCUCCUCUCUCCUCUAUGAUUUUCUCUCUUUCCCCCUCCCUUCCUGUACAUUUUCCUCCACUUUUUUUCAUUACUCAACUUGUUCCCCAAGAAGGUAGUGUACUAGGAUCCUAUUAGUCUGCUUUUCAUAUACUGUACAUCAAGUAUAGGAAAUGUGCACUGAGUAUACUAAAAGUAUAUGCAGGAUUAAUUUUACAUAAAGGCCUCUCCUGUAACAUUUCUCUAUUUUUUGAAAUACAAUUGCAAUAACUUCAGUCUUUUUACAUUCUUCUGCUGCAUCCAUACAAUGCUCCACUGCCGUUGAGUGUCCUUUAACUGUGGACCAAAGGCAACCCCUGCAGUGUUUAUAAAACAAUUUUAAGACCAUUCAGGCCACAUAAGAUGAGAAUGCAAUUUUGUAGGAUUACAAAAAAGCCAUUAAUAUGCCAGUCAAGACUACAGUUAAAACUACUCUUGCACUGCAACAGUGCAUAUGACCUUUAUGUGAUUGUACAGUAUUAAAAGUUUUUUCUUAUGUACAGUAAACUUUAUCAUAUGGCAGAAGCCUCUAUUGUGUUAAAGAAAUUAGUAUUUCAUAUAUAUACAUAUAUAUGCACCUAUAUAAUGUGUAUAUAUAUAAAAAGGCAGCCAUUGCUAUUGCAAUUCAUUUAAUAAAGCUUUAGUUUAAACAAACGUAUUGUAUACAGGAACUAUGUAUAGUGCAGGGGUUCUUUUCAGUUAGAAAAGGCAGGUUGCUUUAAUGUUAUUCUGACUCGCCUUGUUUGCCAACAGAAAAUAUUUUAUACUUUUGUUAUUAAAGCAUCCAGGGCAAUUUAAUAUUUGUUCCUAGAUGUAACUCAUUUGAAUAGGUUUUGCAUUUGUUAUUCAGCAGUGUAUAAAGCUAACCUUGAUAAUUUUACUUUUAAUUAAUUAUCUAAAUGAAAAAUGCUAUUAGCUGAACCACAUCCACAGCAGCACAUAGAGCUCUAGAAGAGGUGAAACAUAGAUCAUUGAAGGUUAAAAAUCCUCUUCCAAAGCAGCAAGUCAAUCAAUACAAUAAUGAUAUUUGGGGAGGGGUGGGAGCCCUUAAGAACUAUUGAUGUGGCCUUAAAUUACUGUCAUUUAUUAUCCUAAAGAAGAAAACAUAAUAACCAUAAUGGGCUCUCAACUCAACCCCCUUUUUUAUUUAGUUCUAUUUGGAGGAGUUAUGUAUUUUUUACAUUAGUGCCAAGUAUAUAGAAGGAUGACAGCAAAAACAGUGCCUCUUUGUGCACAACCCUUUUAAAGUAGCAUUCUUACUUGUUAGAAAUGUAGAAUGAACUUUGUUUGUAAUCCUUAAAUUAAAAUGUGGUAAGUAGGAAGCAAGAACUUAUUCUGUGUUUUUACGCAGCCAUACACUUACUUUAAUCUAACUCAUUCUGUGGCUAGGAUUGAUAUAGGAAUCAACCUAUGUGAUUUGCUUUAGGAGAAAUUAAAAGGUAUAUUCUUAAGAUAUAUUAUAUUUUGAUGCUAAUUCUGUUCUGGGGAGCAUCUUGUAUUGUCACUGUUUUGUACUAAAUCUUCAAAUAUUGUCUACUGUGUAAGGCAGAAAAAUUUCUUAUCAUGCAAAAACCAUUUUGUUUCCAGGGUAACAAGUAACUAAGUGCAUGCACAACUUGUUUUCCCUUGUAACAUUCAUGAUCUCAUUUACAACUCUGAUUUUAAAACAAAAAAAUCUUUACAACAAGCUAUAUAGGGACAUACCAGAUGUUGCAGUGAUUUUAGCUAUCAACAAACUGUUAACCAUGUACAAUAUUUAAAAUAGGCUUAUUUUGAUGUAUCGCCUAUUAUACAAACACACAAAACAUUUUUGGAGGCCUCAGUUAUGAGUGACAGAGCUUUCUGUGUAUAAUUUGUCUAAAUAAUUUGUCUAAUAAAAAUGUUUUCUAAACUUGCUCUCAUACUA